AUGCUUAUCGUUUUUCAGUGUUCGUUAUUUGCAGUAGCGAGGCAGUGGUUUAUGCCACAGGUGACAGGUGAUGUACCGCCCGGAUGUGCGGCAUUUGGAAUCGUUUGUGACAACACGACACUUUACAUCUUUGGUGGCAUGGUCGAAGAUGGAGGGUUUGUGACAGGUGAUGUACCGCCCGGAUGUGCGGCAUUUGGAAUCGUUUGUGACAACACAACACUUUACAUCUUUGGUGGCAUGGUCGAAGAUGGAGGGUACUUAUCAAGUCUUUAUAAAUUGCCAACAGUUAACUGGCACUGGAAACGUCUUCAUCCAAAGCCGCCACCAGCUGGUCAGCCGGCUCCAUGUGGCCGAAUGGGACAUUCAUUUGUUCUUGCGCCCAACAAGCUUGCAUAUCUCUUCGGUGGUACAGUAAUAGAUCGGAUGUGCGGCCCACGCUUCUUUAAUGACUUAUAUGUGCUGGAUUUGAACAAGCCAAGUGACCAGUUGCAGUGGCAGAUCCCGGAA
Molecule: messenger RNA, 507 nt
Organism: Gongylonema pulchrum
Lineage: Eukaryota; Metazoa; Nematoda; Chromadorea; Rhabditida; Gongylonematidae
Source: the annotation of a GenBank genome assembly